Messenger RNA from Rotaria sp. Silwood1, 1704 nucleotides. Lineage: Eukaryota; Metazoa; Rotifera; Eurotatoria; Philodinida; Philodinidae. The record is from the annotation of a GenBank genome assembly.
AUGACUGCAUCUACAAAUGAUAUUCUUGGACAAAAAUUAUUUGAUGGUAAAACGAAAACAAUUUAUUCUAUGAUUGAUCAACCUGGUCUUAUUUGUAUUUAUCGAAAAGAUUAUUAUCAAACAUCACGUGGAAUAUUAAGUAUUCCAGGUAGUCGUCGAACAAGUGUUGAUAGUUCAAUUCGUUUCAAUCAACAACAAACUCUUCAUAGUAAUAAUAAUAAUAGUAUUAAUUCAAAUUUAUAUAUUGAAAUUCCUGGUAAAGGUGCAUUAACUACGUCAAUAACAGCAUGUGUUUAUGAAAUUUUACGUGAAGCAUCAAUUCCAACAUUUUAUGUUGCACCGCACCGUCAACCGGACAUGUUCAUUGCAAGAAAAUGUACAAUGAUACCAAUAUUAUGGAUUAUUCGUCGUUUAGCUAAUGAAACAUAUGUUCAACGUAAUCCAGGAAUCAUCAACGGACAUCGAUUUGUUCCACCUAUUGUUGAAAUUUAUCAUAAACGUCAUCCACUUGUCUACAGACGUUUAACAACAGGAAAUAUUGAUGAUAGUUUUGACUCUUCCUGUGAAAGUUUAUUAGAUGAAGAAGAUUCUGAUUCCGAUGAAUGUCUAUCAUCAAUAUGGUCUUAUGAACAACUUCUUAAUGCACAUUUUGAUAUUGAAGAUUUAAAAAUUACGCAAACUGAAAUUGAAUAUAUGUAUGAAACGUGUUGUACUAUAUUUGAUAUACUUGAACAUGUAUGGAUGGUGAAAAAAAAUUGUCAAUUAAUUGAUUUAAAAGUUGAAUUUGGAAUAACAACAACUAUAACAAAAGAGAUUGUUGUUGCAAAUACAUUCGAUAUUGAAACAUGGCAUAUUUUACGACCACCAAUACAAAAAACUACUGUAUUAGGAAAUGAUGUUAUGCAAGAAAAUCUUAUCUGGAUAAACAAUGCUUUAAGAGAUCUACUUAACUUAAAUAUUAAUAUUCCUUUACCAAGUAAAACCGGUUCAACACGUCGAAGCUUUGUUCAACACAGACAAGAAUUAAUAUUAAAUGAAGCAGAAACAGAUGAUGAUGAAAAAUCAUUGAAUUCUAUUGUUCCAGAGGAUGAUCAUAUUGAUAUACACAAAGACAUAUCAUCACUAAAUAUUUAUUCAUCAUCUUUUUCACCAUUAGCAACAAGUCGUUGUAUUAUAGUUUGUUCAUCAUUGCAUGAUAUUGAACAAGGACAAAAAAUGAAAAUAACUCUUCAUGAAACUUAUAAUAUUCAAUGUGAUAUUCGUCUUUGUUCAAUAUAUAAAUCUACUCAAGCUGUAUUAAAAUUUCUAUCGAAUUAUGCCCAUGAACAUUGUCGUCCAACAGUUUUUGUUACACUUGGUAAUAUAAAUAAUGGUUUAGCUAUGUGUUUAUCAUCCAAUUCUCAAUAUCCCGUUAUACAUUGUUCAUUAAUGAGUAAUGAGCAACAAAAUAAUUUAUUUGAUAUUAAUUCAUAUUUAUCACAUGAUGCAUCUAUGUUUACAGUUGUAUUUACAGUAUUAAGUGCCAUACAAAAUGUUGUACAAAUUCUUGCUAUGAAUGAUUGGAGAUUAUGGACGAAACAACGUGGAAAACGUUUAAAAAAUUAUAUUGAUUUAUUAGUAGCUGAUCAGCAAUUAACAACAACAGCAAAAACUAUAACCAAACAAACAAUGAGAACUAACAAUGGAAUUUUAACAAAUAAAUAA